CUCAGAUUCUCGCCACAAAAAAAAUCUAAAUCUAUUCACGAAUAUCAUAAAUCCAAUCAUAAAUAUCACGAUAAGCUCGUGAUCAGUCCAAAUGGGCCAGUUCUGCAGUAUCUGCUAGUUCACAUCAGCCAUGACCGGAUUUGCUCAAAUACCAUUUAUAGUAAUUUAGGAUCUUAUCCAAAAAAUCUAGCUAGAAGGUGUUAUUUAAAUUUUUUGAUUCUAUAUAAAUAUUCAAGAUUUAUCUAAUGCAUCAUCAAUGCCGGACUAAACAUAUGUUUGCAGGUCCGCACACCUUAUAAGUUCCUUCAUAGCCUCCUUCACGUAGCACAUAUUGGGGCCAUGGACGGGCAGAAGCCUCAAAGAGAAGAGAAAGAAGCCAAUCUGGAAUCAAAUGAUGACAACGGGAUCAUCCCACUGCCUUUACCUCCAUCCUGCACCUCUUCCCCUUCCCAUGAAUUCUCCUUCACAAUAUCUCUCCACCCUUCUUUCAUGCCAUCACCAAAACUCAUCAAAUGCAACGAGGCCACACCAUCCAUCGCAGUCGACAUGGCCCCGGCAGAUGACGUCUUCUUCCAUGACCACCUCCUUCCCUUCCAUUUCCCCUCCCACCCCCCCAUCUCACCCCGGGCUUCUGACAUCUGCAUAGAAAACCUUAGCCUUCCUCUUGAGAACCUCCGCAGCGAUGGAAGCCUAAAAUACCACAACCUCUAUAACCACAACAAUCCCGACACCGGCGAGACCAGGGAAAGAACGAAAUUCGAGUCCUUCUCUUCCUUUUUCGGUCUUGGAAAGUGGAGGAAGGCGAGUGAUAUAGGAGAAAAAGAAGAGAACAAGAAGAUGAAGAAGAAAGGAUUCGACAUGAGCCGUUUCCUGAAGAAGUAUGCGAGAAUGGUGAAACCUUUUUCAUUCUUCAAGAGGGAGAGUAGCAAGCGUGACCUUCAUCAUAAACCUUAUUCCUUCUCAGGCCGUCCAAACCCAAAGGAGAAGGUUGGAUGGAGAAGAAGAAGAGGUGAAUUCUCUGCACCAGACUCCAUGAGAACAUCUCCCACGAACAGCGGCCUCCUCUCAGCUACCUCGAUGCCCUUCAAUUCUUCGGAUGAGAGCACGAUGGAAGAGCUCCAGAGUGCAAUCCAGGCAGCCAUAGCGCACUGUAAGAAUUCUACUGCAACGGAGGAGAAAUGUAAGUCAUGAGAUUACAAGGAAAAUAGAAAAAGGAGUUACCUUCUUGCUCCGUUUCAUUAUGUGUAAAAGCUUGAGUACAUGAAUUACGAGAGAAGACUUCUAGAAGUUGUAGAGAAAGAAAUAGGCUUGAAUUUAUUAAUUUGAUAGAGCAUCUACAU
This is a messenger RNA of Phoenix dactylifera (date palm), 1340 nucleotides long. Lineage: Eukaryota; Viridiplantae; Streptophyta; Magnoliopsida; Arecales; Arecaceae. The record is from RefSeq and is a predicted model, not a curated record.